This is a messenger RNA of Ceratina calcarata, 2643 nucleotides long. Its product is annotated as beta-1,4-N-acetylgalactosaminyltransferase bre-4. Gene Ontology annotation, molecular function: galactosyltransferase activity; N-acetyl-beta-glucosaminyl-derivative 4-beta-N-acetylgalactosaminyltransferase activity. The transcript is spliced from 8 exons. Lineage: Eukaryota; Metazoa; Arthropoda; Insecta; Hymenoptera; Apidae. Gene Ontology annotation, biological process: carbohydrate metabolic process; glycosphingolipid biosynthetic process. The coding region runs from base 836 to 2032 and encodes 398 amino acids. The record is from RefSeq and is a predicted model, not a curated record. Gene Ontology annotation, cellular component: Golgi apparatus.
CUUUCGUCGGAGACAUGUGUCCUCUCCAAUUAUCCGUGUUUCCUGCGGAAUCUCUCGGCAUCAACGAGGAUGAUCCCUCGGCGAACAGUGACCGCCAUUCCUCAUUACGUGUCGUCUCGUCGUCGUUUGUUAUCCCGUAAGGAUAGUGCCUGUUUUACCGUGCGAUCUUGUUUCCGAGAAGGAGCGGACAGAGUGAAAGAGCGAGAAAGAAAGAGAGUGCGCGCUCCUGGAAGUAAACUGUCCGCGAACAGUGCAAGUUUCGCCUUGCUCUCAAAUGUUCGCGAGAAGAUAAGUACGGAUACGAUCGCAUGCCAGUCCCCCGUCUUUUAUUAUUACGCGACGGUCCUACGGAGAAUUGACAGGUGGCCGGUAGACAAAGUGAUAACGCCGAGAUUCGACAGUCACUACCGGGAAGGAGAGAGAGGAGUAUGACACUCAUGGUCCUGGAAUUCGCGGACGCUGCACCUGGUCGUGCGGGUCGGAGAUAAAAAACAAAUCGGGGGAAUUCACGGUGCAGCUACCAGCAGCGGAACAUCGGACAAUCGAGCUGAAGACAUGCCAGUCGAGUUGCCGGGGACGUCGUCCAGUUUAAAUUGACAUCGAAACUACCUUGAAGAGGUGAUGCACCUGGCGAGAGGGAACGGGAACAAGCUGCAGGCAAGUCCUCGUUCUCCGAAUCGAACCCGCGAGAACGGCGGCGGAUCCUCUCUCGGACACGGGGAGAGGAGGGGUGAGGGAAAAAUAGGAGAGGAGCGAGCAGCAUAGAGCGGCUCGUCUCUCGUACGGCGCUCUUCAAAACAGCUAUAGAACGGAGUUAUGGUGUCUCGCGGAUGCGAUGACUGUGGCCGCAGCCGUGGCACUGUGGCAUCGUGCCCACUUCUACAAGGCGAUCGCCUGCGUCGUCCUGGCCCUGAUCGCCAUUCAGUAUUUACUUAGCGGCGUGAUCGACCGACGGUCCAUCGAGACGAUCUUCACCAUCAACACCACCAGGUACGCGGAUCGCAUGUAUAGGCAUCAUCCGCGGGGGCUGAUCAUAUACGGGCCUGUAACGGUAUCGAGCAUGCUUAACAACAAUGCGACGACGACGACCGUGCUCUGGGGUGGCAAAGGUAAUUCCAACUUCUCCAAGCUGGAAACCACGUUUCCCACCCGAAACGCCUCCGUCGUCGCCAGUUCCCAGGAAUCUUCGACCGCGAACUCGACUAACAGUACCACCGUGCUGCCCCGGUGCCCUCUCAUACCCCCGAAUCUCGUCGGUCCAUUGGCCGUCAGCAAAUCGCCGCCGGAAUUAUCGGUGAUAGAGAAGACGUUCACCGAGGUUCAACCGGGUGGCAGGGGUUGCCCGACGGAUUGCGUGCCGAGGCAUCGAGUCGCGAUCGUGAUUCCGUAUCGCGAUCGGCCGCAACAUCUUCAAGCUUUAUUGUACAACCUUCACCCGAUGCUGCUUCGACAACAGAUCGACUAUCAAAUAUUCAUCGUCGAGCAGAAAGGUAGCGAGACGUUCAACCGUGCGAUGCUCAUGAACGUGGGAUACGUCGAAGCGUUGAAGGAACGAACUUUCGACUGUUUCAUUUUUCACGACGUCGACCUACUUCCGGAAGACGAUAGGAAUCUGUACACGUGCCCGGAGCAACCGAGGCAUAUGUCCGUCGCAGUGGACAAAUUUAAAUACAGGUUGCCGUAUGCCGAUCUGUUUGGUGGCGUGUCAGCGAUGUCGCGCGAACACUUUCACCUGGUGAACGGGUUCAGCAACGUGUUCUGGGGCUGGGGCGGCGAAGACGACGACAUGGCGAAUCGUAUCAAAGCACACGGUCUCCAUAUAUCCCGAUACCCGGCGAACGUCGCGCGGUAUAAGAUGCUCACGCACAAAAAGGAGAAGGCCAACCCGAAAAGGUACGAGUAUCUGAGAACAGGCAAGAAGAGGUUCGCGACAGACGGCCUGAGCAAUCUACAAUACGAGCUCGUCGAUAAACAGAAGCCGAAACUGUACACGUGGCUGUUGGUGAAGCUGACACCUCCGCAGCCCAGCUGAUGGCUAUCCUGGAUCGGCUAGCGAUCCUGAGACCUCGGGAUCGCGCGGAUAAAUUACGUGACGUUCCUCGAACGCCGAACGCUGCGAAGUAGCUAAAUAUCAACGAGAAACAUUGAAAAGAAACGAGAGCGAAGAGAAUGAACGAUCGAACUUAAAACGUCAGGAGAGGUCGGGACACGGACACCAACCCCUGGCGAGUCGUUUCUCUCUGGCCAACAACGAACGGAGGGGAACGUUAUUACGUGAUAUAUUUUUAUUCCUCGUAUUUUUUUAUCGCAACGAUAGGCUAAAGAGAAGCGGAUAGGAUGUAGCGUACGAGCUAACGUGCCAAAGGAGAGUGUAUGUGUGUAAAAGUGUGAAGAAAGUAGUAUGUCUGUCGUGCGUCUGGAAGCGUGGUCAACGAUCGAGAAGGAAGAAUGAGAGCGAGGAAUCUCGAAACGAAAGGAGAUGCUCUUUCUCCGCUAUCAGGAUGCGAGUGUAUUCGCCAGUACGUGUGUCAAGUAUGUAUGCAUGCACUCAUCUAUCUAUCGAUCUAUCUACCUACCUACCUACCUACCUACCUACCUACCUACCUACCUACCUACCUACCUACCUACCUACCUACCUACCUA